Molecule: messenger RNA, 1038 nt
Organism: Fulvia fulva
Lineage: Eukaryota; Fungi; Ascomycota; Dothideomycetes; Mycosphaerellales; Mycosphaerellaceae
Product: SWR1-complex protein 5
Exons: 1
Coding region: 1-1038 (345 amino acids)
Source: RefSeq, a predicted model, not a curated record
AUGGCGCGAGAACGAUAUGUGAGCAAGGUCGUAGAGCCAGAGCCUGAGCCACCGGAAGAGGAAGUCGAAGAAUACAACGAGAACGAAGACGAGGACUUUGCGCCUGAAGAAGCCGACGACGACGAGAACGUUUCGUCGUCUUCCGAAGAUGAAGAAAAUACGGCGGCAACCAAGCCUGCUCCGAAGAAAAGCGGAAAGCGAAAGACGGCGGACGUAGAUGGAGACUUGGAUUCCGGUGACGAGGCAACAAUCAAGGAGAGGAAGCGCAAGAAGCGAAGAAAGGACGCAGGCGCAAACGAUGAAGACUCGGGCGGCGAGGGCGGUCUCGUUCGAACGAGGGCGCAAAGAGUAGUAGAGAAGGAAGAACGCAAGAAUCGCAAGCGUGCACGAGAUGGCGAAGUCACAAUCGAUGUGAAUGCACUAUGGGCAGACCUCAGCAGCAUGCCCAUAGGUCGGACAACGAUCACUCCACCCAAACCCGAGGACGAUGCGAUGGACAUCGACGACGAGGAGAACAACAAGGAGAAUGCCCCAAUAUCGUCAGAAGAUAUGAUCACCAUAAAACGCCGCAUCGAAUACGCCGGCGAAGUCACCAUCGUCACAGACACAGUCCCCCGCUCCUCGAAAGAAGCGAAACAAUACCUCGCCGAACACCCCGAACUCGACCCCUCAAAUCCUACACCCGCAGACUCAACAGGUCUACUGAAGCCGCUGAAACGUCCCUCCAUGUUCGAGCCGAAUCCGAUAGGACUGGUCAAAGGUGUUGCGCCGGAGAAGUUACGGCUCAAAGCUCCUACGAGAUUGGAUGUGCUUAUGGCGGAAAAGAGGGCGGAGGAGAAGAAGAAGAAGGCGCAGAAGAUGAGUACGGUGCAAAAGAGUCAGUUGGAUUGGAAGGGAUUCGUGGAUCAGGAGGGUUUGAGGGACGAGUUGGACGAGUAUGGGAAGAGUCGGAGGGGUUUCUUGGCGAGGGAGGCGUUCUUGGAUCGUGCAGCUGGUGCGAGGGAGCAGGCUGCGAGGGAUGCGAGGUUGAAGCUGUAG